Messenger RNA from Annulohypoxylon maeteangense, 1770 nucleotides. Its product is annotated as prenylcysteine oxidase. Gene Ontology annotation, molecular function: prenylcysteine oxidase activity. The coding region runs from base 90 to 1715 and encodes 541 amino acids. Lineage: Eukaryota; Fungi; Ascomycota; Sordariomycetes; Xylariales; Hypoxylaceae. The record is from RefSeq and is a predicted model, not a curated record. Gene Ontology annotation, biological process: prenylated protein catabolic process; prenylcysteine catabolic process. The transcript has 3 exons.
GCUCAUUUCUGUCACAUACAUCAUCAGCUGAUGUGUUGUUCAUCAUCGUAAACAUGCCAACCGUAUAAAUAAAUCACGAUUCAUCAAUCAUGCAUCUGUUAAGGCCGUCGCGAUUUACGUGUUUGCUAUUGCAUCUAACAGCAGUUGCCAGGGUCGACGCUGCCGUAAACCAAAAUGUAAAGCAAGUAGCAAUCAUCGGUGCUGGCGCCGCUGGUUCAUCGACGGCUUACCAUCUCCACAAAUACGCCAAGGAAGAAGGCGUUGAUGUCAACAUCACCAUAUUUGAGAAGACCAGUCAUAUCGGCGGUCGCACUCUCACAGUAGAUGUCUACGAUGACCCUCAUCAACCAGUUGAGCUAGGCGCUUCCAUAUUCGUCGAGGCCAAUCACAUCCUGUACGAUGCCUGCAAGGAAUUCGAUCUGCCCCUUAAAAACCCAGGCGCCGACGAGGACGGGCUUCUGGGCAUAUGGGAUGGAAGGAACUUCGUCUACACCCAGGAUUCCGCUUCUUGGGGGUGGUGGAACAUAGCCAAGCUCCUCUGGAAGUACGGUUCUGCGCCAUAUUAUACCCAUCGUCUUGUACAAGACACCGUCGCGACUUUCUUGAAGCUCUACGAGGCACCCUAUUUCCCGUUCAGAUCUCUAUCCACCAGGGCCUAUGAACUUGGCCUUGUUAAGAUAACCGGAUCUACGGGAGAACAGUUCUUGGAAGAAAACAAGCUUAACGGACCUUUCGCCCACGACAUUGUCCAGGCAAGCACUCGAGUCAACUAUGCCUCGAACCUAGCCCAUAUACAUGGCUUAGGCACCAUGGUCGCUAUGGCCCCCGAGGGAGCAGUGGCAGUAGACGGUGGCAAUUGGCGAAUAUUCUCCCGCAUGGUCGCAGAGUCCCACGCCUACGUCUCGCUAAACUCCACCGUAUCCUCCAUUUCCAAAGAACCAAGCGCCACGGACCCAGAGACAACCAAGUACAGAAUCAAGGUCCAAACAUCCGGUUCUACCAAUACCGAAGCAGAAACACAUCCCGUAGCUUUCGACGACGUCGUCAUAGCAACACCCUACCAAUUCAGCGGGAUAACCCACGACGAGAACGUCAUGCCCCACCCCGUAGACACGAUCCCAUACGUAACACUACACGUAACACUCUUCGCCUCCCCCUUCCGCUUCAGCCCGGCCUUCUUCAACCUCGAGCCCGCAUCCGAAGUACCCAUCUCGGUCCUCACCACCCUCGGCAAAGACGACGAAGCCAAAGCAGGACCCAGUGGCGCCGGAAGCGCCGGCUUCUUCUCCGCUACCCUCGUCAAAGUCGUCACAAACCCAAAGACGCAGAACACAGAGUACGUGUAUAAAAUCUUCUCGCCGGACAAGGUGACGCCCGAUUUCCUGUCCCUACUGCUCGGCGUCCAGGUACCCGAGACGUUCACACGAUCCACCACUUCCCCUGAUAGCAGAGAUGGCGACGAGGGGUGGACUGUCGUCGAUCCUAUCUCAUGGUACCACCCCACGGUCUUCCACCCCUACCCGCAGAAACUCCCUCGUGUCACGUUCCAGGACCCUAUUCUUGGCGAUGGGUUGUACUAUACAUCGGGCAUAGAGAGCUUUAUCUCCACGAUGGAGACGAGUGCGCUUAUGGGGAAGAAUGUCGCGCGGUUGAUUGCAGAUGAUUACUUGGAGGCUCCUGUAGUUCAGAAGGUUGAUGAGAUGGAGGAACUUUAGGAAAUGAUUUUUAUCGCACUUGUGCUUGGAGAAGCACAAAGAAUUUAAGCUACGC